This is a messenger RNA of Mollisia scopiformis, 1205 nucleotides long. RefSeq lists its product as uncharacterized. The annotation marks the transcript as partial. Gene Ontology annotation, molecular function: protein binding. NCBI's taxonomy places the organism in Eukaryota, Fungi, Ascomycota, Leotiomycetes, Helotiales, Mollisiaceae. The transcript has a single exon. The record is from RefSeq and is a predicted model, not a curated record.
CAGACAGGCUUGAGCUUCCCGGGCGAGACGAUCCGAAGGUCAAUGUGCUACGUCUGGUGUACAACUGGCUCUCAAGUGAAGCCAACGGACAUUGGCUUAUAAUAUUGGACAAUGUCGAUGAUGGAAGCGUGUUUUUUGGAGAAAAUGAUGCUGUAAGGGGCGUCUCAUCGCACGACCAAGCAGCUGACUUACAGCCACCACUAGAGACAUUUCUUCCUCAGACGCCAAACGGAUCAAUUCUUAUCACAUCACGUAACUCGACCGCGGCCAUUAACCUCGUUGACACGUUUGGGAAGCUUAUUCUAGUAGAGCCCAUGGGAGAGGUAGACUCGGUAGAAUUGUUUAAGACGAAGAUCCUGGGGGACAAGUCUUCGGAAUCAGAUUUGAAGGAGCUGGCCCAGGCGCUUGAAGGUAUUCCACUGGCAAUUACGCACGCUGCAGCAUAUAUACGGUCAAGGCCGCGGGUCACCGUGUCUACAUAUCUCCGUCUCUUCCGGGAGAGUGAGGUUAACCAGGCUAGUCUCCUGACUAACAACGAAAUGAAAGACCUCCGGCGCGAUCAUAGCAUCAGGCAUGCGGUGAUUACGACGUGGCAGAUCUCGUUCGAUCAGAUCCAACGGACGAAGACCGAGGCUGCAGACCUGCUUGCACUCAUGAGCAUGUUCGAUAGACAGGGUAUUCCAGAGCGGCUACUGCUCAACAACAUGGACCAGCUGCAAUUUGAGGAUACUAUAGCGCUACUAAUCAGUUUCUCGCUCGUCCGGGAGCAAGUCGGAGGCAGUACGUUCGAGAUGCACCGACUGGUGCAACUGUCGACUAGGAAGUGGAUAGAGCGGAACAGACAGCUAGAGAGGUGGCGGAGUGAGGCGAUUAAGGUUAUAACAAGGUUGUUUCCGAGCGGACAAUACCAGACGUGGUCAGACUGUCAGAUUCUACUUCCUCACGCGAGAGAGAUUAUAUCGUUCAAAGUGACUAAUCUGCAAGAUCUGCUAGGUCUUGCAUCGGUCAAUACUAAACUGGGAUGGUUUUAUAUAUUAAAGGGGAAUCUUAUCAUGGCAGAGCCUAUACUUCAAGAAGCGAUAGUGGUAAGGGAGAAGGAGCUCGGGGUCAACCACCCAGACACGCUCACUAGCGUCAGCAUCCUUGCAUCGGUGCUACAGAGCCAGGGAAGAUAUGAAGAGGCAGAGUCGAUGAACCGACGAGCA